AUGCACGAGCGAAAGGUGGCGACACGGACUGCGCUGCUGCUCCUGUGCAGCCACGGCUGCAAGGGCCUCUUCCAGUCACUGCCCAAGCAGGAGGUGCCACUGGAAGCCAGGGGAAGUUUUGCGGAGAUUCAGAGGCCAGGCACUGUGGCUCUCCGCGAAAUCAGGCGUUACCAAAAGUCUACGGAGCUUUUGAUCCGCAAGCUCCCCUUCCAGCGCCUGGUGCGUGAAAUUGCUCAGGAUUUCAAGACAGACCUGCGCUUCCAGAGCGCUGCCAUCGGCGCGUUGCAGGAGGCAAGUGAAGCCUACUUGGUUGGCCUGUUUGAAGACACCAACCUGUGUGCUAUCCAUGCCAAACGUGUCACAAUCAUGCCAAAAGAUAUCCAGCUAGCACGCCGCAUACGUGGAGAGCGGGCCUGAGCUUCACUCUGAUGGGUUUGUCAUUCUCGAAGCAAAAUCUUCUUCCUGUUAUUGGUAGUAAUGAACAUUAGAUACUUCUUCCAUGGGGUUAAAAGGUACCUAAGUAUAUGGUUGCAAAUGGAAAAAUAGGGGGCAGAAUUGGAUAUUGGCAAUUUUUUUUUUUCCAUUUUCAUUUGUGUGUGGAUUUUUAAUAUAAAUAAGGGGACAUAAAGCAUUAAUGCGGUCAAAAAAAGAGAAAAUGUUUCAGCAAUUCAACUUUAUAAAAAAGAUAUAAAUCUGUCAAUUUUUUUCUGGACAAUGCCAGCAUUUGGAUUUUUUUAAACAAGUAAAUUUCUUAUCAAUGGCAACUAAAUGGUAUUUGUAGCGUUUUUAUCAUACAGUAGAUUCCAUCCAUUCACUAUACUUUUCUAACUGAGUUGUCCUACAUGCAAGUACAUGUUUUUAAUGUUGUCUGUCUUCUGUGCUGUUCCUGUAAGUUUGCUAUUAAAAUACAUUAAAUGAU
Messenger RNA from Tinamus guttatus (white-throated tinamou), 919 nucleotides. NCBI's taxonomy places the organism in Eukaryota, Metazoa, Chordata, Aves, Tinamiformes, Tinamidae. The record is from RefSeq and is a predicted model, not a curated record.